Messenger RNA from Rhea pennata, 266 nucleotides. Its product is annotated as protein FAM240B-like. NCBI's taxonomy places the organism in Eukaryota, Metazoa, Chordata, Aves, Rheiformes, Rheidae. The coding region runs from base 1 to 219 and encodes 72 amino acids. The record is from RefSeq and is a predicted model, not a curated record. The transcript has 2 exons.
AUGAACAGUCAAUAUAUACGUCAUGAAGUAAGGGGAUGUGAAACGAGUGACCUGAGACACUUCUGGGAAAAGACUAUUGAACAACAGACUCGGUAUCUGCAAAUUGAGAAAGAACGUCAGCAAAGAAGUGCUCUGACAAAGCUCAGAAACGAAUGGAUGGAGAGGCUGGAAAAACGGAUAAAAAUGCUGAAAACCCAACCUGAAGACCCAUCCAGCUGAAGAUCCCACAUACAUGUUGGGAGGGGAAAAAGAAGAAAAUUGUUUUG